Messenger RNA from Acipenser ruthenus (sterlet), 3298 nucleotides. RefSeq names its product 5-hydroxytryptamine receptor 3B-like. Gene Ontology annotation, biological process: monoatomic ion transmembrane transport; chemical synaptic transmission; regulation of membrane potential. The transcript is spliced from 10 exons. Gene Ontology annotation, molecular function: transmembrane signaling receptor activity; extracellular ligand-gated monoatomic ion channel activity; neurotransmitter receptor activity. Bases 466 to 1758 code for a protein of 430 amino acids. Lineage: Eukaryota; Metazoa; Chordata; Actinopteri; Acipenseriformes; Acipenseridae. Gene Ontology annotation, cellular component: neuron projection; postsynaptic membrane; synapse. The record is from RefSeq and is a predicted model, not a curated record.
UUAUUUAUAUCAGCUGCCUGUUUUCUUUAUCGAAUUAGCAAACAGUUUAUUGUCUCCUCAGGGUUGAGCCCUUCCUCCAUUACCCUCUGAGCAUUAGUCGUAUCAGUUUAAUAAAAAUUCAAUAGACAGGAAUACACCAAAGUUGAAGGUUGCAUCCCGAUAGUGACGGCAGCCGGUAAGCAAUCGCUUACUCCGAGACAGGUUGGGGUUGCAGGAUUUGAUCCGAACAGCAAAUGUCAAACUGAAAAAAAAUAUAUAUAUAGACAUAUACAUAGACAAUAUAUCGUCUCUUGGCAGAGCUUUUUCUGCAACUAGUUCGAUUCGCAUUCCUGAACGCUGUGGGACAGCCCGUACCCUUGUUCCUGGCCAUGGCACCUGUGAUCUUCCUGUUAUUUCUCCUACUCUCAGGUUUUCAAUGGCACCAGCAGUUGGGAUUUUAAAUCGUCUUCUUAGAAGCUCGGAAGUAUGUCUUUAGACAUGAAGCCAAAAAAAUCUGCACUGCAUCAACUUACCAAAAGCCUCCUUCGGAAUUACAGAAAGGGAGUCCGUCCCGUCCAGAACUGGACUCAGUCAACCAUGGUUUACAUUGACUUCAUUACUCAGUCCAUCCUGGAAGUGGAUGGAAAGAACCAGAAAAUGACCUUAAGUGUUUGGUAUCGACAGAUUUGGAAUGAUGAAUUUUUAGUGUGGGACCCCGCAGAAUUUGACGGAAUCAAUGAAAUCUCCUUGUCUUUCGACGUCAUUUGGGUUCCUGACAUCAUCAUCAGUGAAUUUGUGGAUGUAGGGAGCUCUCCUGAUAUGCCUUAUGUCUAUGUGAACUCCUCCGGUAUGAUUAAGAACUACAGACCUAUCCAAGUGGUGUCAGCCUGCAGCCUGGAAAUCUAUGCCUUCCCUUUCGACAGACAGAACUGUCCCCUGACCUUCAGAAGCUGGCUCCAUACAGUGAAUGAAGUGAACCUGACCCUAUGGAGGAGCUUGGAGGAUGUGGCGAACGACAAGAGCACCUUCAUGAAUGAAGGAGAGUGGGAGCUCAUCUCGGUGCCCUCCAGAUAUGAACAGCUGCACUUAGACUCCAGGGACUAUGCUCAGAUUCAGUUUAACGUGGUUGUUCGCAGACGUCCCUUGCUCUAUGUUGUCAGUUUACUGAUCCCCAGUUUAUUCCUUAUGAUUGUGGAUGUCAUGAGUUUCUACCUGCCUGCAAAUAGUGGCACCAGAAUCACCUUUAAGACCAGUAUCCUUUUGGGGUACACAUUAUUCAGAGUCAACAUAUCCAAUGAACUGCCAGCAACUGCUAUUAAAACACCUUUAAUAGGUGUGUUCUUUGCAGUCUGCAUGGCACUGCUGGUACUCAGCCUGGCGAAAUCCAUCCUCAUUGUGAAGCUGCUGUAUCACAGCGAGAAACCUGUAAAGGACAUGUCCGUCUCGGCCUGCCUCCUGGACAAAUACGGAUCUUACAGCCAAAGCAUCAAGGAUGGUGGAGGGCAAAGCAGAGGAUACCAGUUUGAAGUUUCGCCAAAGGUGGAGAUGACCCCCUCCAGUGGAGAACUGAGCAAGAACAUCCUUCUAGAGAAGAUCCUUCGGGAGAUCGUUGCUCUCAAGCAUUACCUUGAGCAGAUAGACGACGCUGGCAGCAUGACUGUGGAGUGGCUGGCUCUGUGUUACAAACUGGACAAGUUCCUGUUCCGCCUGUACCUGUUCAUCCUCGCCAUCUACAUCAGUGUUCUGUGUUCUCUCUGGGUCAUAUGGAGCUCCCCCUAGAGCUUGCAUACUAGACUCAAGACUUUUUUCAUUAGAACCCAUUAUAUCGUGUGUCAGAACACCGUUAAGCCGAGGGAACACAAAGCCACUUUUUCAGGAACAGUGGCUUGAAACCUGGGGACCUAGUUUGAGGCAACUUUGCUGUAUCAAACCCCAAGUCUCCCCUGGUGUGCCGUGUAGUCACAAAGUGACUCUGUGUUCCCUCAGCUUUAGGCUACUCACAGGUACUGAACCAAAUAUUUGUGGUUUGUUUCAAUGUUACGUGGUAUGAUUGGGUUAGUAUAAAAUUUAACUGCUUUACUACAUUUUUUUUUUGGAACACAUAUAUUCACUGUUUACACUGAAGAGGAGUUAAAUAGUUAUAACAAAACUAGUAAAAUGAGGUAGAACUGCAAGAGCAUGCACUGUAGAAAACGCUUUCCUUCAAUGACUUUAAGCUCAUUGUGAGCCAAAGAAACCCCAACACUGUACAGCCCACUAUUGUUAAAAAUCAUGUUUGCUGGCAUGUAAUUAACACACUGUUUAGGAGAUUUGCAUACUGCAGUCCUGUAUUUUUUAAUGGAACCAACUAAUCACUGCUCACUGAGAGUAUUCAGAUGAAGCAUUUCUUUGCUACAGAGAACCCAACACCCCCAUAAUGACUACAAUGGCAAUGCAAUGGUUCUAGAGUAUGGAAGUGAUGGUAGAACACUGAUUGCAUCAGAACUACAAUGGUAUAGUAACAUGGUAUCACAGUAGUCGGCUUGUGCAGUACCAUGGUUCCAGAUCAUUACCAUUGCUUUACUGUAUAAGGACCACCAUGUCAUGGUUAUUCCAAAUCCUUUGUGUUGCCCCUGCUGGUAUUUAAUGCUGUGAUCUGCUAAUGAUACUGCUACAGUUUCUUCAGGGUGAUAGACUAGGAUUCUGAUGGUAUCCCAAGGAGAACUUUCCUGCAAUACAGGCUUCAAGUCUGCAGGUAUCUAGAAUAAGUUGCAUACACAGAACGCUGUAUACAAUACAGAUGUUAAACAAUCAAACUAGUGUUGUCUGUUUAUUAACUUACAUUUUUCUUCAUGCCUACAGAAAUAAGGGUCUUCCCAUUUACAGUACAUUGUUCCCAUUUUAACUGCUUAAUUAAUGUAAUAAGAAGAGUAUUAUAGGCACUGUUGCAUCCCGCUAUCAAGAUCAAUUCAAAUGUCUUUUCCUAAAUCCUAAUGAGACUAACUAAUCUAAUUUAUUCCAAUCGGCUGAAUGCACUUCCGUUCAUCUGUUCCCUGGACAAAUUACUUUGAGUGGCAGUGAUGGGACAGAGGACAGUGGAUCUACAUGUUAACAAAUGCUUUAUACUGAAGACAACAGUUUUAGGAGUAACUCUAUCCCUCUAUUGAUGCCUUCUGGUAUACGACAGAAAUCCUUAAAAUGCUGAUCUGUCUGUCUGUCUGUCUGUCUGUCUGUCUGGGGCCUCAUGAUCAACACGAUAACUAUUUGGAUUUUAUAUUUGGAAUACCAGUUGGGUAUAAUUCGAUGAACUGUAGACACAUCUUACAAAUAUGUUUGCGAU